CCUUUGAUACCCAUAAUAAGCGCAAAAGAUGUCAAGAGCCUAAUCUUUACUAACCUCGAUAGGACCAUGUUUGAUCUCGUCAUCCACAACGGUCAUAUCAUUACAGCAUCUGAUGUGCUUCCACCGUCUGUUUACAUCGGUGUUAAGAACGGUGUUAUACAAACCAUGACCACUGAGAUACUACAGGGUAAAAAGGUCAUCGAUGCUCAAGGUGCGCUUAUCACUCCGGGUGGUAUUGACUCCCAUGUCCACUUGGAUCAGGAUAACGCCCCAACUGGUGAUAACUUUGAAAGUGGUUCCAGAAGUGCGGUUGCUGGUGGUAAUACCACCAUCUUGCCGUUUGCAAUCCAGCCAAAGGGCGAAUACGACUUCCAAAAAGUUGUUGAUGACUACCAUAAGAGAGCCAGUGUUGGGUCCUACUGUGAUUAUGGGUUCCACCUCAUCGUUUCCGAUCCAACAACGGAGUCUCUACAACAGCUCUCUCAAAUGAUCGCCAAAGAGGGUAUCACUUCCAUCAAAGUUUACACAACUUAUCCCAGAUAUAAGUUGAAUGACUCUCAACUGUUAGAACUGCUCCUUGAGACUAGAAAGCUGGAGAUGACAACUAUGAUCCACGCUGAAAACUCUGAUGUCAUUGACUUCAUCAAUGGGAAACUACAAGAGAAAAAGAUGACGGGUACUUAUUACCAUUCGGUUUCCAGACCACUUGAAGCAGAAGAUGAGGCAUCUUAUAGAGUCAUUUCGUUGGCAAAAGUUAUCGACGUGCCAAUCUUGAUUGUUCAUAUGUCUUCGGAGACUGCACUAUCUCAUGUUGAGAGUGCUCAAAGAAACUUGGUUCCGAUUUACGCAGAAACUUGUCCUCAAUAUCUGUUUUUAACAAGCGAUUACUUGAAGCAAGGCUGUUGCCAUCACAAGGGUCAUGGGGAAGAUCCGUUUGAAGGCGCCAAAUACGUCUGUUCUCCACCACUGAGACAAAGCCAGUCUGAAUUGGACGGUGUUUGGAGAAGUAUCCAGAACGGCACCGUCACCGUCUUCUCCUCUGACCAUGCUCCUUCACAGUACGAUAACCCAAAGGGUAAGAAAUUGGGAUUGGUUGAUGGAUUGCCCCAUUACAAGCAAAUACCUAAUGGUCUACCAGGAAUUGAAACACGUUUACCUUUGCUCUUUUGCUACGGUGUUGAAACCGGAAGAAUCACACCACAAAAGUUUGUUGAACUCUGCUCAACCAACCCUGCAAAGAUCUACGGCCUUUCAGAUAGAAAGGGAACCAUUGGAAUUGGCUACGAUGCUGAUUUCACCAUUUGGUACCCAAAAGGUGAGAUGAAAGAGUUUAUCCUGGAUAACGAAAUGUUACAUCAUGACAUCGACUAUUCGCCAUUUGAAGGUAUGAAAUUCACCAACUGGCCACGGUAUACAAUACUGAGGGGCCAAGUCGCUUGGGAUAGGGACAACGGUGGUGUCGUGAACAAGCUUGGUGAUGGAAACUACUUGAAAAGAGGACCUUCCACUUUGGCAGGCCCAAUGAAGGAAAUAAACCCGAUACUGGCAUAGCAGCAUACGAUAUCUGAGCUAUCGGUAUAAGCUACUCAUAACUAUUUGGAUUCAAAAGUACCUUUAGAUAGCUAUAGAACCGGAGAAUUGGAACCUCAAACUCCGAACAUAAAGACAGAUAAACCCAUUUUAAACUGCAGGCAAGUUCCACGCUGUAGUCACUGCAACUCUGC
Messenger RNA from Williopsis jadinii, 1724 nucleotides. Its product is annotated as hydantoinase/dihydropyrimidinase family protein. Gene Ontology annotation, molecular function: hydrolase activity, acting on carbon-nitrogen (but not peptide) bonds. Bases 67 to 1551 code for a protein of 494 amino acids. Gene Ontology annotation, cellular component: cytoplasm. NCBI's taxonomy places the organism in Eukaryota, Fungi, Ascomycota, Saccharomycetes, Phaffomycetales, Wickerhamomycetaceae. The record is from RefSeq and is a predicted model, not a curated record. The transcript has a single exon.